Messenger RNA from Marmota flaviventris (yellow-bellied marmot), 625 nucleotides. RefSeq names its product translocase of outer mitochondrial membrane 6 (gene Tomm6). Gene Ontology annotation, cellular component: mitochondrion; mitochondrial outer membrane translocase complex. The record is from RefSeq and is a predicted model, not a curated record. NCBI's taxonomy places the organism in Eukaryota, Metazoa, Chordata, Mammalia, Rodentia, Sciuridae.
CUACCUGUGGGCGGAAGCGCCAGGCCGGAAGUUGCGUGUGGCGGACGCCUGUACGGUUUGUCUUCCAAGUGCAGUGCCGACAUCGAAAGUAUUAAUGGCUUCCAGCGGCGUUACGGUGAGCGCUGCCGGGUCGGCAAAUGAAGCCCCUGAAAUUCCGGACAACGUAGGAGACUGGCUUCGGGGAGUCUACCGCUUUGCCACCGAUAGGAAUGAUUUCCGGAGGAACUUGAUCCUGAACUUGGGACUCUUUGCUGCGGGAGUUUGGCUGGCCAGGAACUUGAGUGACAUUGACCUAAUGGCACCUCAGCCAGGGGUUUAGCCAAGUAGAUAAAUGGAAUUCCUGUGCUGCACCCAAACCUUCCAAAAACAGCGUACAAUCUGUGACUGGUACAAGUUUGCCCUGAUGGUAGUUGAAGUUGGAUUCAGAGGGCACCUUCACCUUCCUCUUGCCUCGGUGAAUUCCACUCUAUGGUCAACAUUCAGCCUCUGCCAAAGUGUUGCCUCUGUUCUGUAAAAUUCUGUACAUAGUUCCUAAGUUUCUGCAGGGGGUGAUCUUUGCUCUUGUUGCAAGGAAUAAUGAUGGUGUUAUAACAAAUAUUUGAAAUAAAGAUCACACACAAAGAUA